Molecule: messenger RNA, 726 nt
Organism: Trypanosoma theileri
Lineage: Eukaryota; Euglenozoa; Kinetoplastea; Trypanosomatida; Trypanosomatidae
Exons: 1
Coding region: 1-726 (241 amino acids)
Biological process (GO): ubiquitin-dependent protein catabolic process
Cellular component (GO): proteasome regulatory particle, lid subcomplex; cytoplasm; nucleus
Molecular function (GO): endopeptidase activator activity; proteasome binding; ubiquitin binding
Source: RefSeq, a predicted model, not a curated record
AUGCCUGUAAAAGAAUCAAGAGACGAAUGUGUCAUCCAGUUUCGUGCGGGAAAAAUGGUUCUUAAGGAUGGCAAGGUUGAACCAGACAAACGUAGAGGAAUCCUGACUUUUUCGAAAGAUUCAAAUGGGGAGGCGAAAAUGACAUGGGUAUCUGGAAAAGAUGAAGAAGAAUACAAGCUUCCAAGUGGGCAAGUGAAAUUCAGUAGGGUAGAAAAAUGUACUACUGGAAGAGUCUUACUGUUUGAUUUUGGUAAUGAUAAGUCUCCUGUAUUUUUUUGGCUGCAAGAAAAAUCUACAGAUAAUGAUGCAGAGUAUUUUUCUACAAUACAGGAAUUACUUGCUGAGAGUCGACAGGUAACUGGACGUUCUCGAGCUGAGCUUGAAGAUUUCUUCCAGGUUAUUCUGCGGAAUAUGGGUGUAGAAAGGGAGAGAGAUGUGAGCUUGGUAGAUAUUUUAGGGUCAACAAAACUUCUUGAGGCAUUACGCGAGGAUCCAGCUUUUUUUAUGUACAGACUCCAUCAGUUUCUGCCAGAAGGAACUGAUCCUACUUCGGACAUUGUGGAACAAGUAAGAAAUCCACAGGUUUCUGCAGCAGCAUCCUAUUUAACUACAGCUCUUCAAACCCCUGACGGGUUUCGCGGACUUUGCACAUCUUUCGGAAUUAAUGGGAAAGGUUCAGGUGUGUUGGGAUUCCUUAAUGGUUUGAUGAGACAAAGUAAAAAAUAG